Molecule: messenger RNA, 892 nt
Organism: Gigantopelta aegis
Lineage: Eukaryota; Metazoa; Mollusca; Gastropoda; Neomphalida; Peltospiridae
Exons: 2
Coding region: 203-697 (164 amino acids)
Source: RefSeq, a predicted model, not a curated record
GGCUACUAUGACGUCCACGUGACGUCAAGAUUACUGUGAAGUCUUAAAAUGUUAGCGUAAGGAUGUUCUAUUGGACCACAUGUUUUGAGGUAAUCCAGCUAUGGUGUAUGUUUACCUAGAACACAAAUAGCAAUGAGUAACCACGUUAAAGACCAAGCGAAAACGCAAGAUCAAGGCAGCUCCAACGAUAACAGCUCGGAUAAUGAUAAACACGAAGAGACAUAGCAUUGCGAACGCCUUAACGUACGUCUUGAACGAUAGCAACUCGGAUUGUGAUUACAAGAAGAAUUCCAAGAUUAAGAAAAAUACCUUGACGAUUGGUUUGGAAGAUAACGACCCGGAAGAUGAGUUGAACAGGAGAAAUAGCUUUGCAGGACCCUUUGCAAAGCGUUCCUUGGAUACCAACGACUCGGAUAAGGACUGCAGAAGGAGACAUAGUUUUGCGGGUACCUUGACAAACGCCUUGAGAACUGUGUCCGUCUGCACUGGACCUUGUAUCCGAAAGAAACAACCAAGAAGAGACUCCAUCAUUAAACACAAGGGUCAGAGGUCCGACACGUUAUCCAGGAAACAUGUUUCGUUCUGUCAACACGUCUGCAUGCACCAAAUAUUGGCCAAGCCGGAGAUCUUGGCGGUCCCUCCCACUAAUAGUUCUUCGUCAUUGGCCCAAACUGAGAAAAUAGCGUCCAAUCAGUGACUCAGUGGUGCUGAUUCAUAAUGGAUGACCAUAAAAUAUGUUACCAUUAAAGCAUCUGAACAGAAUUGUAAAGGGACAGACCCUAGUUUUUAAACACUAAGGCAUGUGUUUCAUUAUUAGAGCCGUUUAUGAUCGCUGAAAUCAAACAUUACUUAUAUUUUAUUGUUUAGAUUAUCCGUUUCCCUACAACCAAAA